This is a messenger RNA of Cuscuta campestris, 1061 nucleotides long. The record is from the annotation of a GenBank genome assembly. NCBI's taxonomy places the organism in Eukaryota, Viridiplantae, Streptophyta, Magnoliopsida, Solanales, Convolvulaceae.
CUUUCUUUUUCAUUCUUCUUCAAUUCCUAUCCCAUCUUCGUCGCCGUCAUUCGCAGAUCCCUUGAUUACCAUGGAUAGAAGAAGAAGCAAAGAAUAGAAAAGGCAUAGUUUUCAUGUCCAAAUCUUCCUAAGAGAAUAUGGAGUAGUUGGGAAGAAGACACUCAUAAGGGAGUCCUUUUGUUGCUCUCUCAUCGGCAACAAGUUCAAAGCACCUACUCGUUAGGCUUCAAAUAAAAUCGUCUCUUAAUUAAGGGUCCGGACGGGCGUCGCUCCCAUCGGCAACAAAUUUGUGGUGAUAGCUUGCUACUUUGGAAGUAGAUAUAAGAAAAGCAUCAUCCUUCAGAAUGAGCGCAGGGGGGGCAUUUGGUGGAAAUAGAGGAUUGAGACCUGUCCCACCAGAAAAGGGAGUAUUUCCGUUGGACCACUUGCAUUUAUGCGAUUCGGUACGGGGGGCAUUUGGUGGAAAUAGAGGAUUGAGACCUGUCCCACCAGAAAAGGGAGUAUUUCCGUUGGACCACUUGCAUUUAUGCGAUUCGGAGAAGAAAGAGUACCUUAGCUGUCUUAAAACAUGCGGACAUCAAUCUGAAAAGUGUAGACAGUUCUCCAAGAAGUAUCUGAAAUGCCGAAUGGAGAAAAACCUGAUGGCAAAGCAAGACUUGUCUGAGCUCGGAUUCGGAAAGCAACAUGAUGCAGCAGAAACCCUUUCUUCUGAGGAGGGUAAGGAUCCAAGGAUAGAAAAAUGAAGAACCUUACAUAGCAUCAUUAGCUUCUUCAUUUCGGGGAUUAGUUUGCUUAUGCUCUGUAAUUCUUGGGUUAGUCUUGAAUUAAGUUUUGCAUAAUAGAUCACUCCAAGUUUGCACCCACAGAUCUUAUAAAAUUUGCUCUUAAGAUAAUCUAUCAGAUCCUAUGAAAAUGAUCCUUUUUUUGGUGUCCUGCAACUUUUCUGCAGCUCUUGCCUUUGCAUAGUAAUGAGAAAGAACAAUGCUCAAAUACAAAGUGUAUGGGAUAUGCAUUGCUUACGAUUAGGCGUCCUUUCCAUAUACAGACUUAUAAUAGUUUUA